AAAAAAAAGUCAACGCCCUUAAGUAGACCAUAAAAUUAUUAUAAAUUUUUGUGAAACAAUUUAUCCCCCAAAAAUUUGGUAUGUUGGCGCAUACAAAUAACGAUAUUUUACUUGAAAAAAUGGUUGCGUUGUAAAGUUUCCUCGCAAAGCAUAGAAAGAAGAGGAGCCCGUAAGUUUGUAACAAUUGUAGUAAAGUUUCAAGCUGAAUGAAUUCAAUGAUUUUAUAAUGGAUCCACGCAAACAAAAACGUCUUGGCCCGGCGCCAAUAGCUUCGUUCGAGAAAUCCUUUGAGGAUUCCUUAACACCCGUCGCUGCUGCGACUACUGGCUCCAUUGCCGUUACUGCUGCUGCUACCAGCCCUUCUCGCUAUAUAACCAAUACAGUUGAUCUAAAUACUUCAACCACUAUACAUUUUGGCCUGCAACAAUUUCCAACAGCAACUGCUGCGGCAACAGCGGCAACCAUAACAACGGAUGCCAAGGAUAUUAAUCGUAAUGGCGAAUUUCAAGAAAAUCAAGAAAUGGAAACAAAUGAUAAAAACCAAGCGAACUAUCAACAGCACCGAAUGAAUAGAUCAGCAGCAAUAACGGAAACAAAGCGAACAGAAGCACAAAUGAUGAAAGGAAAUGGUCCUAAGCAAAUAACGCAAGAACAGACGUCAGCAUCACCGACAGUAACAAUGACAACAAUAACAACGACACCGAAAGCAAACAUUGAUUAUAAUGGCGAUGAUGAAGGAGUUAAGGCCAAAGUUAAACAGGAAUUAAACACGAACGGCACUCUUGGUAGCAAACGAUCAGGUGGCGGUGGAGCAGUGACUGCUGUGGAAAUGUUAAACACUUAUAAAGGUGCGACCACUUUAUGCACACCUUCAACGCCGCGCAUAGAAUUGAGUCGCGCCUCAUCGUCAUCGCAUCAUGAAGAGGAUAGCCGCGAGAGCAGUCCAGAAAAUGUGUUUGAACAGGUGGGCACUGGCACCCUACAGGAAUCAAUUGAUUUAGGCUUUCGUGAAGAAGGCGCUCUAGAAUUGCGCAGCUCUACAGAAGAAUUAUAUUUCAUGGAUCCCCAGCAAAAGAGAGAGGAGGAAGCUAAGUUGCUACAACAACAACAACAACAACAACAACAACAGCAGCAGCAACAAAUGCAACAACAGCCUAAACGAUCUUCGCCUCAUAUAUUUAAAUUUGAUGAUCAUCAAGCGUAUUUACAACAACAUCAACGUAAGGAUUCGGCGAGUUCCGAAGUUGCUGCCUUGUUAUGUAUAUCGGGACGCACUAGUCGUGUCUCUAGCGUCGGUAGUCAAGGUUCAGCAGUAAGCCAUUUGUCGGCGGUGUCCGGUUUAUCACGUUCUCCUUCGCCGCAUCGUAUGCUUUUGGAAACAUCAUUUUGUGGACCAAAACCGGUGGAGAGUAUGGUAGAUGGUGGGUUGAGUACAACGGCGGAGCCACCAACAACUUAUCUGCUUGAGCAAGUUCUUUUGGCACGUACUCGUGAUCCCACGCAGGCAGUAUUAGCUGAGGGAAUUAAAGUUGAAUCUUCGCCGAAACGUAAGCCACCAACUUCUUUGACUAAUGGUGACGAUAAGCUGACAGAAAAAAUUUUGGCUCAAAAUCGACCCGAUUCGAAAAUCUUUAAUGCGAAAUCUUCUGUGGGAACACAGCGACGUAACAUCAAAAGUCCAGGACAAAUGAUUGUCGGGAAAACACCAAGUGGCACUGAGUAUAUACGUAUCAACCUUAAGCCUGAUCACAUGUACGAUGACAAAGGUGUAGCUCCCCAUGAAAAGAUAGUGGAAGCACCCAACACUCUAGCUCCCGUAUAUUCACGUGGCAGUACGACUCAAAAAAAACCGGCUUCCUUAUGCUUGACUCAAAAGAACUUAGAAACGGAGAAUCGUUUGACGCCCACAGCCAGUCCAAAAACUUUACGAGGGCAGAUAAUGGGACCUAAAGAUUUACAUGGUAGCCGUUCUCCUUCUCCCGCUGCCAUAUCAGUAUCGCGUAAGUCAUCUUUCAGCUCAUUAUUUCGUUUGGGUGGCAAAGAUUCUCCCGAUUCGCCUAGAGAGCGAUCACGUUCCCGUAGUAAAAGUAAAGAUCGGCAAACUCCUCAAUCACAGGCAGCUACACCUAAUAAACAAAAAUCAGUAUUAGCAAUAUUUAAGACAGGAAAACGAGGUAGUAGCGCCGGUACUGAACCAGCCAGAACUUCGAAAUCCUCUUCGCCGAUUGACGGACAUGAGUUACAGAAUAUGCAAUCACGCAGUAAGUCGCAAACGCCAGUAAUUACUUCCACCGGUUCAAGACCUAAUAGUCGGUUACGUUACUACGAUGAUCCGGUUGAAGGAUUCAUACACAUUCCUUUACGAACACCACCUGAAGAGAAAGAAGUUCGUAAAGUAUUUCAGAAUAUACAGCAACUCAAUGCUGAACCAGUAAAGGUAAUUGCAGCUCCAAUAACCGUAAGUGAUUUGGCUGCCGCUGCGGCGGCUCUUAAGCCAGUUGGAGCUCGUAAAGGAUCAUCAGGUUCUGGAAAAUUUACAAUACCACCACGUCCUCAACAAAUACGUCGCAUAGAAAAUCUUGACGCUAUACAUACAUUGUCGCAAGACGAUGACGGUAAAGACCCUACCUGGAGUAUGGAAGUGAAUCGUCAUAGCUCGCAGGAUUCGCAAGAAACAAUAAUAUCAGCAGAGAGCUAUGCCAGCGCUAUAAGGGUAACUGGAAAUCGUUCGCAACUAGCCCAUGUAAAAGAGCAUACGGGUCAAGAAAACGGCAUUGCAGCGGAAGCGGAAAUACAUCGUUUACCUUCGGUUGAAAGUACGACUAGUGCGGCCGAGGUAAAAGUGGUGGAAACCAAAGCUACAAUUAAUAGUAGUGCUAUGCGUGAGGAAUCGGCAGCAGCUCGAGAACGACGUAAAUUAUUAUUUGCGACGCGUUUAGGGUCCGGCAGUCAAGAACAAGUUUUUACUACCCAAUUUAGUAUAUCAAAAACGGAAAGUAUUUCCAGCCAUAUGUCAGAAGAGCAAGCUCAAGAAAGUUUGACGGAAAGUCCAACAAAAAUUGAAAAUUUACGUCGCCAAGGUACAGUAAUACGAAGACCGGAUGAAGAGGAAGGUGUAACGUCUAAAGUGUGUGAAUUAACUGAAAGUUAUAGCAUGAAAAAAGCUGAAACUAAAGAAUCUAUUAAAAGCAAAGACUCUGGAGACUUUAAAGAGCAGUUAAAAUCAGGGAGUUCUUUAGAGAGAAGUAUAACACAACGGCAAAAGUCACUGUCAACUUCAGAAGACGAGAAAUCAAAAACUCCAGUCGCCAAUAUGAAUGUCAAUACUGGCAAUGUAAUGGUGCUAAGACGUAAAAUUUCUGCGUCCGAUGACCCACGUCGUAAAUCUCGCUCAACCUCAGAAGAUGACAAUGAAGUGGCUAUGACUAAUAAUCGCCAUUCCCGUUAUUUAGAAAAUUUUGAUGUGCGUCGGAAAUAUCAUGAGAAUGUACCGCCGAAUGUACCACGCAAACCACGAAGGCAAAGCAGUCACCAGGAUAUACACCCACCUGAAGUCCAACAAGAGACCGUUAAAGCGAUUACGCAUGUCAUUUACAACAACGAGCAAUGUCAAAGAAAACCAGUGCUGCCUCAACCCCCGCCGCCUUCAACCGAACCCACACCGUUGCCUUCACCCAAUUUAAGAGAUAUCAUUCCUUCGACGUCGAGUCCCAAAAGUACAAUGCGUUCUCAGUCUCAGUCACCGGUAGAGCGAUCACGGCAAACUCCUCCUAAGCCACCACGCACCUCUACACCUUCAAAACAUAGCCAAAGUGAAUCGCCGACCAUGGCUGCGGUAGAAUCACCAUUAGUUAUUCCAAAAAAACUCCAAAAACACGACCGACAAUCGAUGCACUCUACAGACGAACCCUUGGAGUCGUCAGAAAGCGAAAGAGACUCUGAUUUAGGAACGAAUGCGGUCGGGGGAAGUGGAUCUGGUGCUGCUAGUCUCCCAAUGACAGUUGAUGUGAAACGCAAGCAUAUGUCGCUUAAUGUCGGUUAUAUCGAGGAUCAUGAAAGUACCGGCCUUGUGUCGCAAGAAUCUUUCGAGGAUGAGCUGCCCUAUAUCCCGACUACUUUACCUGAAGAGCGAGCUCAAGGAGUAUCGCUGAUACCCAUGAAGGAACGCGCCAAUAUGGAAUUGAAAAUGUGCCCCGUUGAACGACCUCGUUCCACCACCCCCUUAAAUCCUUCGCAUUUGGAAGAAUAUUGCGGCAUUGUUACUGCAAGUGAAAAUGUGAAUUUCGAAAUGUUUGGCUCGGUGCCGGUUAGAGGUGAAAAGCUGCGUAUUAGCUUGCCACGUAAAGACCCAAAUAAAGAGAAAGCUCAAAGCACUAAAUCACCCCGGCGAUUGGCGAAUGCUAGUGGCAAAUCCUGGUUUGAGUUCGCGGAAGAAGGUUUGCGAGCUUCGGGAAAUUUGGAACGUAAAGAUUCUCAUAAAUACUUGCAGCAACAACAACAGAAGCAACUUAAUCAAACAAAAGAGGAAAUAAGGAACACCAAAACUCAUUCCGGACCGUUUAGCAAAACAAUAAAUAUAGCCAGUAAGAGUACAACAACUGCAACAACUUCUACUCAAAGAAAACUUUCGGGUCAUUGGAUUGAUUUUGAAAAUAUACCGGAGAAAAGGAAACCACCUAAACGUAUCACUACAUUGCCCAGAGAUAGUGUGACCGGCUCAGCCACGCAAACAAGAAGUCAAACAAAAUCGGUAAGUGCGCAAGCCUUAGUAACAGCUGGCCAACAUCAGCAAUCGUCGCAGCGACUGCAAUCAGAGUAUGCAGCCGCAGUUACAAGUGCCAGCCACGCCGAUGGUAAACUGCACUAUAACUAUGUUAAACCAGAAGACUGUCAAUGUGAGUGUCAUGAAGGCACACGAGAAACCAGUGGUACUAGUGGUACAACUUCUACUACGGGGCCCCGAGCGGGAGUCGAUCUUUUGCAACAGGGCGACGAUAUGUUACCGUUACUUGAACCCGAAACUCAAGAGGGAAUUGAACCAAGUGAUUCGUCACGCGAAUGCAGUGGUUACACUGAUGAUGAAUUGCAAUUUCCCACGCGGCAGGCCAGCUCUAAUCGUUCCAAAAGCAGUUCAUCUAAGGCAGAAGAAUUUCCUCGUCGAGAUGGCUCACGCAGUUCUAGAAUUAAACAGCAAUUUAUGGAGAAGUAAUUUUAAGUUUACAUCUCUUAAGGGUAUUACUUUACUAUAAUCAUGUUCCAGGUUAAAUAGCAAACUAAAAUAGUUAAAAUUUCAAAAAAAAAAAAAAAAAAAACAAGAGAAAAUAUGUUAAAAAAGAUUUGGAGAAAACUGAUCUAUGAUUAAUUAGGCAAAGGUUACGGGAAGGUUUUGAAAAUUAAUUUUUAAAGCAACAUCUUUUCCUAACGUAUAUACAGUGCGACGCAUUGUCAUCCAGUAGAUGUUUGAAAGGGAAGAGGGAUGGUUGUCAGAAAAUAAAAUGAAGUGUGAGGGUUAAGCGCGAGAUUUUUAUCAGAAAAUUGAAGAAGUAGACAAAAUGAAAGCAUAUCGUAACAGUUGCUUACAAAGACUGAGUUACUUUAUGAUGCAAAUAUAUUCCGGAUUCAAUAAUGAGUACUGAGAUAUGGUGGAAAUCCAGUCUUAACGCCUAUCUACCUUCAUUUAUUAAAAUUUCUGUCGACGAGUCAUGAUGACAUUUUGUAGAGAGUCGCACAACUUUGUUCGUCUAUUGCUCGCAUUCAAAAGGCUUUGUUUUUUUUUUCGCGAAAAUUUGCACUACUCUUACAGACACAAGAAUUGGAAUCAAAAAUUACAAUUCGUAAUGUUGGCUAUAGCUAUAAAACUAUUUAUUCGCCUAAAAUUCAGCUUUCAAUGAAAUCUUCAAAAUAUCACUGCUGAAAAAAGGUUUGCUUAUUUUGCUUCAAAGAUUCCUGUUUUGGUCAUAAGAUCCGUUUCAAAAAAUCCUAACAUGAGAAUGUUCCAGAAAUUUUAUGCAUUUACUACAAAUAAUAGUCCAUCUAUACUUAUACAAGAAAUUAUUAUGAUUUUGUUGUUGUUGUAAUGCAGUCUCAUCUAACAGUUGGCACGAAAAACGUGUAUAUUAGAGAACUGUACCAGCUCCAGAAUAUGUUGUGUAUUGCAUUAGGUAUAUCCGAAAGUGAAGACUAUGCAAAAUGCGAACGCAGAAUUAUGAUUUUUUGGCAAAAAUCUUUUAUCUAACUCACUACAAUAAUUUUCAGAUUGUACAAAGCGAUCUAGACGUUCAAGCGGAGUAGAAGAUUUAUGCCAAAUAUAGAGAAACACAUUCUUGAGAAGAUUAUUGCAAGUUUUUUAGGUCGUCUCCCCAUCAGCAUAGCAGUCUCCCUCUCAUAGGCAAAUCGAUUUUUUGGUUAAAUAAAAAAGUCACUUAUAAGCGCAGAUCAAUGAAUAUGUACGUCCCAUCUACUUUGAAAGGCAUUUUAGAGGGGCGUGGAUUGGUCUGCUCGAGAACAAAAUUUUUGCUCGAUACUCGAUAAAUACUCCAUAUCAUUCACUUGUUUCAUCAACGCAGUAUAAGUGAGUUUUACAAACUUUGUUCGGUAUGCACUUUCGUCCUAAUGCAACUAAACCAAUUUCGUUGCAAAAGGCAAUAACUCGCCUUUUGCAAAUUGACUGUCCUGCCAUACACAUUUGACAGAACGUCAAUAAAUAAUGUAACUCUCCAACUCCAUAAAUAGGUAAAACCAUUGGAUUGUGUAUUUAUGAGAAAGAUCUGCUUACCUUGUAAUAUGUUUUGCGAAAAUUCAUUUGAUAGCUAUGUCAAAAAACAAAAAAAAGUCCACCUAAAAAAAUUAAAAAAAUUGUUAUAAGGAUUUUAGAAUAUUUUCUCCAACGCUUCACAGAUGUAUGUGAAACUAUUCGAGCGUAUUCUAGUUGAAUCGAUUGGCAUGAAUGAAUGCCAAAGGGAGAUACUGCAGCCAGUAGAGUAUUUAUAACUUGCUGGAAGGUGCCUAAAAGAGGCGAAGAAUUCGUUUUCAUUGUGUGCUUAUGCAUGCACCGAGCGAUCAUUAGCAUAUAUUAAAUCUUUUCAAUUGCUCGCGUCGUGGAAACGUAAUAAAAGAGAAUAAAAGUUCAUUUAUCCGUACGUUCCCGACAAAGUUGUCAAACAUUAACGAAUUGCAAUAGAAAAUUACCGAAUAUUCGUUAUGGUCUCGACACUUCUUGGAUAUCUUUGCAAUUACAAAGGCACAGCAUACAGGUACCUAAGAAACUACCAACUUGAAACGAAUACUUAACGCAAUCAGAAACUUCCUUACAUGACAAUCAUUUAUCCUGUACGUGUAUAUGUAUGUAUAUAUAUACAUAAAAAUGUAUAUUUAGAAAAACUCUAUAUAAGUAUACAGAAGGAAGCUAUGCUUUAAGUUUAAAUGGAACAGUUGUCUAAAUUGAAUAAAGCCGUGUGAAAAGUUAUGCACUUUAUUUUUCUAAGUCGUGUGAUAUCAAAACCUUAUAAAAACAGGAGAAAAGGCGGAUUUGCAAUUACUAGUGACACAACCUAGUCGGGGCAACGAAGAAUCUCUAUUAAACUCCAAAUCGCAAAGAUUUUAACAGAGUUUUCAAACUCCAUAUGUCUCAAACAACUGAUGCAAAGGUGUGAUUGGAAUGAAACGUUGCUCAAUACUGGGAAAAGCGAAUAAGCGGUCACCGUUCAAUUUUAAGAGGAGCAAUUUUCAUUUUCAAUUCUUUGCGUAUUUUUUAUGGUCAACAACAAAUUUCAAUUCCAGCUCCCGCGAGAUGAAAACUCUCCUAUAUAUACACAUUUAUUAUUAUGUAUAUAUAAGUAUGUAUGAUAACACAUUUCUCGACUAUUACGGCUUCACUCAAAUUGUUUCGCCAAAUAAACGCUAAGUCUUGCUACCUGUUACUCUUUUGCUUAAAAUCAUAAAACAUAAGGUAAUUGUUUAUUAUGGGUUCUAAAACCUGCAAAGCCAUAAGUUGGACAAGUCUGCUUUUGAAAAAUUAUAUUUUCUUCUUACCUCAAAAUACGAUAUGGUAUACACUUGUCCUUGAAAAAAAACGCCUAAA
Glossina fuscipes is the source of this 8080-nucleotide messenger RNA. RefSeq names its product serine/arginine repetitive matrix protein 2. NCBI's taxonomy places the organism in Eukaryota, Metazoa, Arthropoda, Insecta, Diptera, Glossinidae. The coding region runs from base 227 to 5209 and encodes 1660 amino acids. Gene Ontology annotation, molecular function: transcription cis-regulatory region binding. The transcript is spliced from 7 exons. The record is from RefSeq and is a predicted model, not a curated record. Gene Ontology annotation, cellular component: nucleus. Gene Ontology annotation, biological process: regulation of transcription by RNA polymerase II.